Messenger RNA from Ictalurus punctatus (channel catfish), 5317 nucleotides. It is a transcript of the gene zc3h11a, whose product is annotated as zinc finger CCCH-type containing 11A. The coding region runs from base 1844 to 4324 and encodes 826 amino acids. The transcript has 16 exons. NCBI's taxonomy places the organism in Eukaryota, Metazoa, Chordata, Actinopteri, Siluriformes, Ictaluridae. Gene Ontology annotation, molecular function: metal ion binding. The record is from RefSeq and is a predicted model, not a curated record.
GUUUUGCUGGGGGUAGGCGAGGAAUUACAAGUUGCAACCUAGCCUCGAACGCAGUAAAGGUGGGCGGUUACUGCUGAGCCUGUUAGGUUUCUUCCGUGUGGUCGCCAUUUUGUACGUUUAAACCAGUCCUGGACCGUCGUCGGCUAAUGAUCUUGUACGAAAACAGGUUUUAACAAGUCAUAUCCAUAUAAACUGGUAAUUUCUACGUUUUAUUUGUGUCAAUUAUGUAUUUAAGUAAAUGGUCUCGUAAAUUUGCCAGGUAGCUGGCGUUAACAUCGCUGUAAUUGUCUAAGUCGACCAAAUGUUUGUUGACUUAGCUCAUUUAACUAGCUAACGUAAUCUGAGUAUCGGUGAAAUCAUAAUGUUGCGUGAAAUCAAGUCAUGCCUUACUUUGGGAUCGUAUGAUCAAUUAUAUCAGUAGUUCGAAGUGGUAGAAAAUAUGAGGCUAUUCACAGCAAGUAGGUUGUCUCAAAAGGCUUUGUUUUCAGCGAAGCAACCUCGGCCUUGUAGUGGAACGUUUCGCUUUGUUAGCCAUUUAGCUACUUAACAUUUUAUGUAAGGCUUGUUCCUUUACUUGUAUUGCCUGUGUUUUUUUAGACUGAAUUAUUGAUUUCUAUGUCAAACUAUACGUGGUGUCUGAAACAUGUUUAGCUACAGCGGUUAUACUGAGAAACUCGAUGCACAUCGUCGCUACUUUUUCAUGUAGAAGUCAAUCAUGUAUAAUCGACCAGGUCUUACAAGUUUCAUUUUAUCUCCAUGUCAUGUUAUGAUAAUGCUUCAUACAGAUUACAGAGGGUUUAAAGAAAAUGUCAUGCACAUGACUUUAAAGACCAAGUCUUUUACAAUAGAACAAGAAGAGAAGAAAUCAAGUUGGGAAAUGAUAUUUGAAAAAAAUUCUAAUUUUAAAACUUGAUUCCUAUUUCGUCUUAUUAAACUGACUGUGUGCCCAGCACCAUAAUGGUGUUCUAAAUGAAAGCUAGACAUGGUUGAAUCAGUGCUUGCUUCAGUAAAUGUUGAACAAUGUCUAUUUCAGAUUCUGAAAAGCUAAAACUCAACUUGACAAAAUGUGUAAUUUCUUUGUGAUCAUGGCACUUGAAAAUAUACUCAAAUAAUAUUUCAUUAAUUCCUCACUCAUUUACCCACUUUAUGAAGUAUGUGGGGAGUGUUUUGUUUUCUUUUUAAAGGUUAUACAGGAAUUUCUUCUACAGCCCUGGUGAUAACUGGAUUCGGAUAGAGGCCAUCUAAUGGAGAAAUAUCUUCUCUGAAGAUUGGCACUUUUUAUCUCCACACUCAUCAUUUUUUCCCCCUCCCCUUUCACAUUGGAUAUUUUUUUUCUCUUUUGAAAAUUAAACUUUUACCCAAUUUUAAUGUCCUCGCCUAUCUUCAAAUUACCACAAUGGGUGUGAAGAAAUAGAAGACCCCCCUUCCCGCUCUCUCUCUCUCUCUCUUUCUCUCUCUCUCUCACACACACAUACAUACACAGACAUACAUCUUCAAGAUUUUCAUUCCUGCUCUUCCCGGCUCUCACCUCUGACAUUUAGUCCGAAGAUUUUUGUUCCCUCACCAAACAAUUGUUUUUAUUGAGGAAUAGAAAAGGACUUUUCACCACCAUUUUACUUGUUACAAAGCAAUCUAAGACGAACAAGUUUCUCAGUGACGAAAGCCUCUCUCACCCUGUUCACUCUUAACUCAUCGGUCAAGUGUUCCUUCAGGACCAUAACAGCUUGGAGACAACCCAGAAGAAGUUCACCUGGUGGAGACAUAUUAUCCAUAGCAGGGAAAUUCCAGAGGGCCUUGUAGCAGCACUUGAAGAGUUCCUGACCAGCAAGCGCAUUCCCUGGCCAUGACCAACAUGAGCAAUAAGGGAGAUGAUUGCUAUUUCUACUAUUAUUCAACAUGCACUAAGGGUGAUACUUGCCCUUUUCGACAUUGUGAGGCUGCCAUGGGAAAUGAGACCGUCUGCAGUCUUUGGCAGGAGAACCGGUGCUUUCGCAAUGUAUGUAAAUUCCGUCACAUGGAAAUAAAGAAAAACCGCAAAGAAAUUCCUUGUUACUGGGAAAAUCAGGCAGGUGGAUGCCAAAAGUUUCAUUGUGCUUUUCACCACGAGAAGCCACGUUUCAUUGAUGGCCAUUUUGUUGCCCCAGACAAAGGGCCUGUGGUGAGGGAGGAGAAAGAGGAAGAAACUCCAAAGGAUGACCAUCUUUCUUCUGCUUCUGCCAACAUUUCCAACACCACCAACCCACAACUCAGAGGAGUCAUCAAGGUGGAGACUCAAGAGAGCGUCCCCAGUCCCACACACCCACCAGUAGUCAUUAAUCCUGUGGACGAUGAGGAUGAUGAAGAUGUAGAUCAGUUUUCUGAAGAGGGAGAGGAAGCUUCUGGUGUUUCUCCAAAGAAACUGCUGAGCGGUAGUAGAGAUGAGCCACUGAAUUUUGGUAUCAAAACACUGGAGGAGAUCAGGUUGGGGAAAGCCCUGAAGGCCAGUCAGACAAAACCAGGCCAAGAUGAUUUCACCUCAACAAAACAGCGUAGCAACGGAGCUGACACAGAGAAGGAAACCGUUCCGUCGGUUACACGGGCAGCAGUUGUCACUACCAGUGAGUGUCCUGCUUUGGAGGAUUCUGGAAAAAAGAAAAUUACUGACAGGCUUGGAAAAAGAUUUGAUGAAGACAUGCUUGUAGAAGGUGGUCUACGGCUGAAAGGAUCCCUUGCUGAGCGCCUUGGUGGAUUUGUUGACUCCACUAAGGAUAAAAUCGAUAUGCCUCCCCUGAAAGUUACAUCUCCGAGGCCAGUGCAUGAAAGACUUGGAAUAACUCCUGACAUCACUGCACCCAAGUCAAUAAACAGUGAGCCAGUACCUUCUGGUGAGAUCCGGAUCAAAACUCUUGAGGAGAUUCGUCAGGAAAAGGCUGCUAAAUCUCAGAUACAGUGCAAAGGAGUUCGAGUUGUCAACGAGGUACCCACAAAUGCGUUAACGUCCACCAAAAAAGUAAAGAAGCCUGUCAGUGGGCCAAGUGUAAAGACUUUCUCAGAGAUCCUGCAUGAGAAAAAGAAACUCCAGGAGACAAAGGUGGUGCUUCAGCAAGGUAGUACUAGCACUGAGAAAACCGAGGGCCCUAAAAAUACUGGAGUGAUCAAACUGACCGCCCAAGCAGCAGAGAUCAGAGUAAAGACACUUGAAGAGAUUCGUAAAGAAAAAGCUGCCAGAAUGCAAGCAAAGCCUCAGGAAACCACAAAUAAUGCUGCACCUAGUUCAAGUGAUGCAGUGCCAAAAAGACAAAUUCUUUGCAUUGGCAAGACUGGAUCUAUCAACAUCAGAUCUCAAAAAGUGCAAGAUUCUGAGAAGGGGGAUUGCAGUGAAGAGUCCACUGUAACCAAUGGAAAGAGUGACGCCUCCAUUCAGGAUGUAACAGUAAAGAGCUUUGAAGAGAUCAUGCGAGAGAAAAGACUUCGCAAGCAACAGGAGCAGGCUGCAUCUGCUGUUGAGCCAGAGCAAGCUGCCCAGAAACCAAUCCCAGUGCUUUGCAAAAAGAAGCCUCCUGUGUUCAUCAGGCCAGGAAUAACCAUCCAAGCAAAUUCGUCCAUACAAGAAGUCAUUAGUCAUCAGGCCUCCUCUCCUGUCCCUUCUAUAGUACCCCAGAGGAAGUCUCCAGAAAUGCAGAACAAGGAGAAUUCUCUUACCACAAGUGCUAAGAAGUCCAAGUCAUCCACUUCAAUUGCACUUCCUAUGCAAGUGUCAGAGAUGGCAGAUUCUUUAGGCCAACAAUCACAGGAGCCACAUUGGAAGAAGACGCAAGUAGUCACCAAGAUGCCCCCAAGCAAAGCAGCUGAAUUAAAAGUGAGGCCCAAACUGAAUGUAAAGCCAUCCGUGAUGAAGCCAGCUGCUCAGCUGAAUCCUGGUAAAAAAAGGACAGCUGCAGACAUUAAUUGCUCUGCUGUUGCUGCGGUGAAACCUCUUAACGCUGUCCCUGCUCCUGAUGUUGAACCACCGUGCAAGCGGACUCAGUUGUCUGUACCAUCCUGCAGUUUAGAAGUUGAAGCCAGGGUGCAACAGGUGUCCUCUCUUGCUGAGCAGUGUUCACCUGAGCCCCUUUCUGUUCCACAAAGCCCCAUCAUCAGUACUCCCACACAAGCACGGCCACGUAGGGUAAGUGUGGCUUCUGCACGUGGCACUGCUCCUGCAGGAAAUGCCUCCACAAUGGACGACUUUGAGGACUUGCUGGAUGAAUUUACUGAUGACAGACUAGAGGAUGAGAUUGAGCUGGACCCAGGCAAAGGCGAGGAUGACCUCUUGUUGGAGCUUUCAGAGAUGAUUGACAGCUAAGAUUGAUCUCAGGGAAUACUUGUUCUCUUUCACUGAAUUAGGUCAAGCCCUUUGUAUUUAAAACAUUCUUGAUUUAUUGAGCUGAAGUCUUUCUUUGUCUUAAACAAAAAAUAUAUAUAUUUUUAAACAUGGAUCAAAGUAUGUUUUAGUUUUCUUUACUGCUGAGUAAAGGUAACUUUUGCCAUUUAGUUUUCCGGUCUAUUUAUGACUUUUUUAAAUGUUGCGUUUCUGCAUAUAUUCAUUAAAAUUCACUUCAGUAUAAAUGGCUGUCGUAAAGAUCUCAAAGAAAUUCAUUGAGCCAUUCAAUUGUAAUAUGCUGAUCAAUUAUUUGAUCACACUGUACAUUUGUGGAUUGUUUAUGGUAUCUGAUUUGUUGAAUAGUACAAAUAACUUGCCGCUAGUCAUGUAAUAUUAAUGCAGAAAGUGUUUAUUUGUAUACUGUGUAUGCUUUGGAGAAUUAAAUGAUAGAGGGCCAAGAAGGCACGUGAUGUCUUAAUCAGUGCGCUCAUUCAUGUGAGUUAAUUUCCUAUUUGAAAUUGGAUAUGCUCAAUGUUUAUUGACUGUGGAUGGAUUUUAUUAUUUUAAUGAAAUGUUUGUGUCAUGUUGAAAUGGUAUCUUGAAUUUAUGAAUUGAUGGUAUAGAUUUGUUUUCAGGAUUUGAACAUUUGUCAGGCCUACUAUAUGUUGUUGCUUGUAUUUUGCUCUACAUUAGGCUUAUUUUUGAACCAUUAUCCAUAUUUCCUGUCCAAGUAAUUAAUGAGAAAUUAUGUUCCCUUUUCAGUCUCUUGUUUUUACUGUUUGUAAAGGUUCUCAGGGACUGAUUUAGCUUUCCAAAUGUUUUUACCCUUCUCCUUGUCUCUAUUGUUAGUAAUUGCUAUUUGACCUCAAGAUGACCGUUUAACCUAGGGUUUCAAAUAGGAUGAUCAAUUUGGCAUCUACAUCAUGGUUGGUGAAACAAGUGCACAUGGCUUUAUUAAAACAUUUCUAUAAUUCA